Molecule: messenger RNA, 4842 nt
Organism: Hippocampus zosterae (dwarf seahorse)
Lineage: Eukaryota; Metazoa; Chordata; Actinopteri; Syngnathiformes; Syngnathidae
Gene: dhx33
Product: DEAH (Asp-Glu-Ala-His) box polypeptide 33
Exons: 12
Coding region: 1790-3835 (681 amino acids)
Biological process (GO): positive regulation of transcription by RNA polymerase I
Cellular component (GO): intracellular anatomical structure; nucleolus
Molecular function (GO): ATP binding; RNA binding
Source: RefSeq, a predicted model, not a curated record
AGGUAAAAACCUCCAACAUUUAUCAGGUAGGCAGUGAGGUUUGAGCACCGAAAAUUUGUACGAUUAAUCCAUCUAUUCAGAAGAAUACACGUUUGCUUACAAUUUACUGGAAAUUUGCCCCCAAAGUUGUUUAGUUUUGUGUGGUCGAGCAUGAGACAGACUCAGGCUACCAUUCCUAUAAAAAAAAAAAAAGGAUAGAAUGACACUGAGGCCAUACCAAGUAAAGUGUAGCUGUUACUCAAGUUAAUGGUUUGAAUAUCAAAUGAUUAUAGAAAGGCUACAGAAACAUUGCAGUAAGGGAAAGACAAAUGCUACUGAGUCACAGCACGACAGGAAAGUAUUUCCACUAAAAACAAGAGAAGGUUAUUUACUGAGUGACUCCAGAGAAGCUUGGCUUAGAUACAAAUCCUACGUUAGUCCCCAACAUUAACCCAAGCACAAGAAGGUCGCAAUAAUAACUCUUGAUGCUGUGAAUUAUGAUGAAAAAUGAACUUAAUGUCAGAUGGUGUAUUUUUCCAAUAAAUAACUUGUUUCCAAGCAUAACCCACUUAACAUAUUUUCAAUACCUAAAAUGUUUGAAAGGUUCUUCUUCCAGGUUCAUACAGUGAAGAAGACUAAACCAAAGCAGUGAAACAUCCACUCAGUUCAAACGCCUUUGGUAUGCUAACUUUGCUGUUGAUUUGAUUACGAUAAGCGAGAAACAAGUAGCAAAUGAACCAUUUAUACAGUUGGACACAACUGAUCUUGUAUAGAUUGUGAAUGGUUUAUUUAUUCAGGAAUUUAUUAAACAUGUACUUUAGCAACAUGAUCAGAUCUAGAUGUUAGAAGCAUGAAUGCAAAAAUACACUCAUACAGCUAUUACUGAGACUGAUUCAAACAUUUACAAAACACACUAACAAGGCACAGUAAACAAGAGAGAACUCACCAAUAUAGAAACAAUUUUCUCAUUCUUUGUUUAUUUCAAAGUAUGUACAUGUACUCUCCAAGAAAUAGUGGAUAAUUUGUAAGGGAUUUGGACAUUCCUAUGGAUAUUUUGUCUGAGCAAAAUUUGCCAUAUAACAGCAUAAGAUUGAUCAUACAGGUAUAUACUUUACCCGAAGUUCAAAACUAUAGACAAAUUGAACGGUAUGACCAGUGUUUUCACGCAUAUAUCUUUCCAAAUGUCUUGAAUUUUUUGAAGACACAGGGCAAUUACAAAAUAAAUUUAAGAAUUGUCCUGGACUCACUCCCAUAGAAGGUGCCCUUGUCAUCUGUGAAAUGUCAAUGAACUUGGAAAGGGAAUAUGCAAGGAUAACUGUUGCGUCGUAUUUUAGAUUAAAGCCCUAAUUUUAUUUGAAAUGCAGAAUUGAAAGCGACAUAACCAUGUUCGACGUCAAUUUGUUGUGCAACUGUACGUUCCAGUAGAAUUUACUCCGAGGAGAAAUUUUAUUAUAGCGACAUGAGUACAUGCAUCUUUAUUUGUGCGACCCUUCUAAUUGUAAAAGAAAAUGUUUGAGUCUAUAUAUAUUGAUGUGUCAGAUUAUAUUAGCUCAAGAAAACUCAGGAACAGCAUUUAAACCUCGAACAAGCCAAGCCAAAGAAAAUGUAGGAGGCUUUUAUAUGACGUCAAACUCAUGCGACGACGUUUACCUCAUGGACCUUUUUUUUUCAAUGUGAGCAAAACAACCGCAGUAACGCCUGGAAAUACCUUGUCGAGAGCAUGAGAACCAUUUUCGCUCUCAUGUGUUGACACUCUCUAGCCUUAAAGACGCGACAGCGAGUGCUCUUAGGAAAUCUUGUUUUCUAGAUCAUGCCCUACGAUCCCGACCAUCCUCCGGCUAAAAAAUUCAAGCCGGGGUCCGUUUUCUUUCGCCUCGACAAGCAGAAACCUGGUAUGCUGCUGCCUGGGAAGGCAAAAGCGACCACCCCGAUUGAUGUCCAGAGGAAACAGCUUCCCAUUUACCAAGCGAGGGCUCAGCUUUUGAGCCAACUAAGACAACUCCACAAUGCUAUUCUGAUAGGCGAGACCGGCUCAGGGAAGACCACCCAGAUCCCCCAGUAUCUGUAUGAGGCUGGGAUCGGACGGCAGGGCCUCGUUGCCAUCACUCAGCCCCGUCGAGUGGCUGCGAUCUCACUGGCAGGCAGGGUGGCAGAAGAGAAGGGGACACAACUUGGCAAGCUGGUGGGCUACACCGUGCGCUUUGAGGACGUCACAUCCUCCGAGACGAAAUUGAAGUUUAUGACUGAUGGAAUGCUCUUACGCGAGGCCAUUGGUGACCCCUUACUGCUGCGCUACACCGUGGUGGUCCUGGAUGAAGCUCAUGAGCGCACCGUGCACACAGAUGUCCUAUUUGGAGUUGUCAAGACAGCUCAGCGCCGGCGCAAAGAACUUGGCAAGAUUCCUCUAAAAGUCAUCGUGAUGUCAGCUACAAUGGAUGUCGACCUGUUUUCGGAAUACUUCAACAAGUCACCUGUACUUUACCUGGAGGGGAGGCAGCAUCCCAUUCAGAUCUACUACACCAAACAGGCUCAGUCCGACUACCUGCAAGCUGCCCUCGUCACGGUUUUCCAGAUACAUCAGGAAGCACCUCCAUCACAUGAUAUAUUGGUCUUCAUGACGGGCCAGGAAGAGAUCGAGGCUCUAGCAAGGACAUGCCGGGACAUUGCCAAACAUUUACCUGACAAUUGUGGACCUAUGGUAGUCGUCCCUCUGUAUGCGUCACUGCCUCCGACGCAACAGCUCAGGGUCUUUCAGGCAGCUCCAAAGGGUUGCAGGAAGGUUAUCUUGUCAACCAACAUAGCAGAGACGUCAGUGACGAUAUCUGGGAUCAAAUAUGUCAUUGACACAGGAAUGGUGAAAGCCAAACGUUUCAAUCCUGACAGUGGGUUGGAGGUGCUGGCAGUGCAGCGGAUUUCCAAAGCGCAGGCGUGGCAACGAGCAGGCCGGGCCGGCAGGGAAGACUCAGGAAUUUGCUAUCGUCUCUACACGGAGCAAGAAUUUGAUCAUCUCAUUCCUAUGACUGUGCCCGAGAUUCAAAGGUGUAACCUCGCCAGUGUGAUGCUACAGCUCAUGGCUCUAGGGAUUCAAGAUGUUAUGAAUUUUGAUUUCAUGUCCAAGCCCUCCCCAGAUGCCAUUCGCUCAGCUGUGGAGCAUUUGGAGCUGCUGGGGGCUGUGGAAAGGAAUAACGGGCAGGUUCUCCUCACUGUAUUGGGAAAAAAGAUGUCCAGCUUUCCUCUGGAGCCAAGAUAUGCCAAGACCAUCCUGCUGUCCCCCAACUAUGCCUGCUCUGAGGAGAUUUUAAGCAUCGUGUCUCUGCUGUCAGUGGACAGCGUGCUGUACAACCCCCCGGCACGGCGUGAAGAGGUUCUUGCUGUGCGCAAGAAGUUCAUGUCCAGUGAAGGAGAUCACAUGACGCUCCUCGGCAUUUACAGAGCAUUCAAGAAAGUCAGUGGGAAUAAGGAAUGGUGUCGCGAGAACUUUGUCAACAGCAGGAACAUGGGCCUAGUGAAAGACGUCCAAAGUCAACUCAGAGAAAUAUGCUUUAAGCUGAACUUAAAGCUGGAGUCAUGUGGAGCGGACACAGGGAAGGUUCGCCAAUGCCUCGCCCACGGGAUGUUUGUCAACGCUGCGGAGCUUCAACCCGACGGCAGCUACUUAGCCCUGGACACCCACCAGUCGGUGGCCAUCCACCCUUCGUCGGUUCUUUUCCAGGCGAAGCCAGCGUAUGUGGUGUUCAAUGAGCUGCUGCACACCUCACGUUGCUACAUGAGGGACUUGUGUCUGGUAGAUGCUGAUUGGUUGCUUGAUGCAGCACCGGAGUACUUUGGCCGCAAAUUGCGCUCGACCAAGAGCUAACCGUUUGUGUUUAGUGCACCUCACUAACCCAGAGUUAUGUUUUUAUAUAUAUGUUCCGGCCAAUGUCCAAAAAUCAGGUUACACUGGCGCCGAAGCAAAGGAACUCUGUUGUAAACUAAGGACCGCCUCUACGUGAGACUAUCAUAACGUCUUUUGAAGACCUCCUUAGGUCAUAAGAGUACUCAAAAAAUUAUAUUGUAAUACUGUAUAUAGUGAUGGUUUACACUACCUCCCACUUGAGUCUUAAGGUAUCACUGCAGCAUGAAUCUGCACAUUGAUGUCCCACAACUCCGAUUUGCCAUUUUUAGUAAUCCCAUUUUGCAAAAUGUUCGGCUGCUUAACAGGGAUUUGUUCUGGGAUGUUAGAAAUGUCUUCUUAUUCACUUGUAUUUUAAAAGAAUAUGAAUCGCAGUUUACCGUCAGUUUAUGUAUUCUUUGCUGUGAAUGUCAGCCUAUGUAGAAUAAAAAUAUUUGGAAACCAAAUGUUGACAAGCUUCCAAAGAAAAUUCAUGUAAGACUAAACUAGGCCUUGUGUUGAUUUGAUACAAAGUGCUCUUGAAGAGCUUUUACAUGUGCGUUGGCUGUAGUUGAUUCAGUCAACAAAGUAUUUAAAAAUGUUAAAGUUUUGACAAUUUGUUGCGGCAUGUAAUAUGAGCUUGCUUUUGUAAUAUCUGCACCCACUUGGGGCAUGCUUUUUGACAUAUUUUCCAAAUACUGUAUUGGCCUGUCAGGGGAAGAUGCAUGUUGAUUCUACCUUUUGAUAUUCUCUGUAGGUAGCUCAGAAAAUGUAUGCUAUGCAUGGAGAAGAAAAUUUCAAGAAAAUAUCUGAUGACUGAUUUCUUUUGCACUUUGUAGAAAGUAAAUCACAGCUUGUGAACGUUUCUUUUGUGAUUUUGUACACUUGGGACUCAGGAUUGUAGAUUAAAUACCUUCAAAUAUUUUUACACUAUGGAAACCAUGUAAGAACACCCGCGUGUACUGUUCUAAUAAAUUGACUGCAUUUGACAA